GAAUUGUGCCGUUGGCUCCCAGUCGGACGGCACCGAACCCUCCCCUCCCGCUGAGAGACACAGACACACACACACACACAGAGAGGGAAGGAAAACGAAAAUGCCUCACAAUUUCAAGCCGGGAGACCUGGUGUUCGCCAAGAUGAAGGGUUACCCGCACUGGCCGGCCAGGAUUGACGAUGUAGCAGAGGGUGCUGUGAAACCACCAUCAAAUAAGUAUCCAAUUUUUUUCUACGGCACUCAUGAGACGGCAUUUUUGGGACCAAAAGACAUUUUUGCAUUUGAAAAAUAUAAAGACAAAUACGGAAAACCCAACAAAAGGAAAGGAUUCAAUGAAGGAUUGUGGGAAAUAGAAAAUAAUCCAGACGUCAGCUUCAGUGCACCAUUACCAGCAAGCUCUUCAGACAGUGAAGCUCCUGAGAACGAGGUGGCUGCAGAGAGUGGGCCGGAGGAAGAGCCCAAAGUAGUGAGUGAUGUGGAAUCAGACAAGGGCAGUGUUGAGCAUUGCGGGUUCAAAAGACAGCUUCUGCCCACAAAGAAACCACCCCCUAAACGUGCUCGGAAAUCAAGUGAUGAAGAGGAGGAGGAGGAGGAGGAGGCUGGGUCAAACUCACUCGAUGAGAAUUCUGAAGGAAGUUCGUCGGAAUCAGAGAAAAACAGUGACCAAGAAUUCACCCUAGAAAGGAAAGUCGUGUCCCGAACACCUCGGAGGGGAUCAGCAGCUGGAAGGAAGAAAAAGAUGUCAUCAUCUGACGAGGACUCGGAGGAUGAAGAGCAGCAGGAGGAGAAAGAGCAGCAGCAGCAGGAGGAGGAGGAGGAGGAAGAGGAGAAGAUGCAGUUCCAGGAGGAGGAGGAUGAUGAUGAAGAUUACAAGAAAGAAUCAGAUUCUGAUGAUUCUGUUAAGAAACCUCCCAGAGGCAGAAAACCAGUGGCCGAGAAAAAGACUCCAAAACCUCGAGGGAGGAGAGCAAAGCCCGAGAGGUUACCAUCUGUCUCCAGCAGCAUGAGCAGCAGUGACAGUGACAGUGAUGGAGAAAAUAAGAUAAGCGACUGGAAGAAACGUGAUGAGGAGAGGAAAAAGGAGCUGGAGGAGAGAAGAAGGAAACUGCAGGAGGAAGAGCUGAAGAAACUGAGGAAAAUGGAACGGGAGGAGGAGGAGGAAGAGAAGAGGAGACGGAAAGAGGAGAAGGAGAAAGAGGAAGAUAGAGACAAAAUAACUGAUGUAGUUGCCACAGAGAGGAAGGAGGAACAAAAGAAGACCAAGAAAAAUCGGGCCAGAUUGAAGGUCUCUUCUGAUUCAGACUCUGAAGUGGAAAAGGAAAAAGAGGUGAAGAAAAAGUCUAAGAAACCGCAUUCUGAGCCGACAAAUAGAUCCAAUCGACAGAAAAANGAGAGAGAACAAAAGGAGAGAAAGCGUAAGCAGGAAGAGAGGCACAAAGAAAGGGCAGCCAAACUAGAAAAACAGAAGAAGAGAGAAGAAAAGUUACAAGUUAAGAAAAUAGAAAAGAAAAAAGAAGUGUCAACCGAACAGAAGCUACAGAAGUUACACACCGACAUUAAGCAUGCGUUGAAAGUCGACAGUCCCGAUAUAAAGAAAUGUGUAGAGGCAUUGGAAGACUUGAGGACCCUCCAGGUCACCACACAACUGUUACAGAAACACAGCGAUCUGGUUGCAACACUAAAAAAGAUUCGCCGCUACAAAGCCAGUCAGGAGGUCAUGGCAAAAGCAAGUGAGAUCUACACUCACUUAAAGUCUAUGUUUGUGGGAGGAGACUAUUCAGCAAAUAGCACAUUGAAGAGGCUCCACUCUACGGAGGAGAAAGAACACAAAACCAAAGAGGAGGAGGAGGAAGCAGCACAGAACAACGUCAAGGAAAAGCAGACAACAGACUCCUCUGGGGCAGUAAACGGAGAGGCACAGUCUGAGAAGAGUGAGACCCACCCAGAGAAAUGGACAGAAGAUGAGUUGCGGAUGGAGAAAGAAAACAACAGUGAAGAAGCCAAGGUCAACAGGCAGCACAGCCCUCGAGAGACAUCCGAAGUGGAUCAUUCAGAUGACAAGCACAGAGCUGAGCCCGAGCCCAUUCCUAUGGAGAUGGAGUCGGCUGCCGAGAGCUGAGACAUUGAGCCACACUUGACUGUGGGACAUAUUUUAAAUCCUGGCUUCCUUUCAAAAACGUGUCACUUGAAUCAUCCUAGAACCUAGUAAAGGCUGUUUAGAUUUUGUCCGCCAACAGAAGACGCUGAAAGAGUUGACGUGCUAUAUGGAGCUCUGUAUUUCUUCACUUUGUUUAAAAAGGAAAUUAUUUUUUUUCUCCCCGUCUGCACUUCGAUGUUUUUUUUUUCUUUUUUGUUGUGAGCAAAGGAGAUGAAUGUGAUGUGAAAUACAGACGUCACUGCUUUUUAGUUGAUAAAGUAUAUGUUUUACUUAAUUACAGACCGAGCCUGUGUGUGUUUUUUCCCUUCUCCCCCUGCCCCCUCUUCCCCCUACCAUCACCUUAACCAAGAAGACAUCAACACCAAACGGAAGAGCCCUCUCCAGGAUCCACCUGCUCACAAGAUUAGCCAAACUCCAGCCAAAAAUUAGCCACCACGGUUCUUUAUAUGGGCUAAAUUACAGCCCUUGUAUAACUUUUUUUAAAAAAAAUUUAUGUAGACAUUUUCAGUUACAUCAUUGUAAGGUACAACUUUGUAACCGGUUAUUAAAAUGUGAUUUUGUGGGA
This is a messenger RNA of Callorhinchus milii (elephant shark), 2723 nucleotides long. It is a transcript of the gene hdgfl2, whose product is annotated as HDGF like 2. The record is from RefSeq and is a predicted model, not a curated record. Gene Ontology annotation, biological process: regulation of transcription by RNA polymerase II. Gene Ontology annotation, cellular component: nucleus. NCBI's taxonomy places the organism in Eukaryota, Metazoa, Chordata, Chondrichthyes, Chimaeriformes, Callorhinchidae. Bases 101 to 2119 code for a protein of 672 amino acids. The transcript has 17 exons. Gene Ontology annotation, molecular function: transcription coregulator activity; double-stranded DNA binding.